Molecule: messenger RNA, 5270 nt
Organism: Capsaspora owczarzaki ATCC 30864
Lineage: Eukaryota; Filasterea; Ministeriida; Capsasporidae
Product: Cdc42-binding protein kinase beta
Exons: 8
Coding region: 36-5150 (1704 amino acids)
Biological process (GO): peptidyl-threonine phosphorylation; actomyosin structure organization
Cellular component (GO): cytoskeleton; cytoplasm
Molecular function (GO): protein serine/threonine kinase activity; ATP binding
Source: RefSeq, a predicted model, not a curated record
UCUUUUUUUUUUUUUUUUUUCGUCUUCCUUCUGCCAUGAGCGGCCGCACAAAGACGGUGCACGAGCGCAUCGCCGAGCUGCGGAAGCUGUUCUUGGUGGACAACGUGACCAUCCACAAGCACACGACUGCGAUCGACGCGCUUGUGGAUGCGCUCAUCCUGCUCUUUGACGAGUGCAACACGGCCAAGCUCCGACGCGACAAGUACAUUGCCGCCUUCAUUGAGUCCUAUCGCGAAACGGUCGCUUCCCUGCGCACACUCCGCCUGUCAAAGUCCGACUUUGAGGUCAUCAAGAAGAUUGGCAAGGGCGCUUUCGGCGAUGUCCAAGUCGUCAAGUCAAAGCUCACAAAGGAAGUUCUCGCAAUGAAGACCCUGAAAAAGGACGAAAUGCUCGCGCAGGAAGAGACGGCCUUUUUCAGCGAGGAGCGUGAUAUCAUGGCGGCGGCAGACAGCCGCUGGAUUACCAUGCUCAAGUACGCCUUCCAGGACGCAGAAAACCUGUACUUGGUGAUGGAGUACCACCAGGGCGGUGACCUGUUGACGCUGCUUGCCAAGCACGACGACGUGUUUGAGGAGCCCAUGGCGCGGUUUUACCUCUCGGAGCUGGUGCUCGCCAUCGAGUCCUUGCACGCGAUCGGCUGCGUCCACCGCGACAUCAAGCCGGACAACGUGCUGAUUGAUCGUCUGGGUCACAUCAAGCUCGUCGAUUUCGGCUCGAGCGCGCGCCUGGACAAGAACGAAAUGGUCACCUCGCGCAUGGCUGUCGGCACGCCAGAUUACAUUGCCCCCGAAGUGCUGACCUCGACGGACGGCAACGGCAAGUACGGCCGCGAGUGCGACUGGUGGUCGCUCGGUGUUGUCAUGUACGAGCUGUUGACGGGCUCGACGCCCUUCUACGCCGAGUCGCUCGUUGCCGUCUAUGGCAAGAUUAUGAACUGCAAAGACGAGCUCACCUUCCCGGAUGACGUCGAAAUGUCGAACGACGCCCAGUCGCUCAUCAAAAAGCUGCUGGUUGAUCGCAAGAUUCGCCUCAAGUUUGCCGACAUCAAGGCGCAUCCCUUCUUUAAGAGCGUUGACUUUGACAACUUGCACACCAGCACGCCGCCGUACGUCCCAAUCAUCAAGAGCAUGGAAGACACUAGCGCCUUUGAGGACUUUGAGGACGACGGCGCCGAGCGCAUCAUUCCCGGCGCUGGCGGUCCCGGCUCUGGCAAUUUCCGCGGUGGCUCCUCCAGCGACGGCAUCUCUGGGCGGCAAUUCCCCUUCAUUGGCUUUACCUACACUCGCCCUCUGCUGCAGUCCGAGGAAGGUGUGUACUCGAUGGACAAGGUCCACAACCGCCAAUCCAGCGCCAACGCCUCGUCGCGCAUCAGCAUGUCGGAGUCCUCCAUCUCCCUGGCAGAGAAGGCCGCCGUUGCCGCUGCUGCAGCGUCCUCGGCGACUUCUGCGGCCGACAAGGAACUCAUCGCCAAACUCUCGUCCGACAACGAGUCGCUCAAGGAUCGGCUACAGACCAUGGAAGAAAUGCUCACCGAAAAGGAGCUCGAAAUCAACAGCAUGAACGUCUCUGCGGCGCGUCUGCAAGGGCAGCUCGACAGCUCCAAAACACAGCUGGACGAGACCACCAAGGCCAAAACCAAGCUGGAGCAGACAGUGGUGGAACUCGAAAAGAACAAGGCCGUCCAAGACCUCGAGCUCAAGUCGCUCCAAAAGGAGCGCAAGGCUGCAGAAAGCGAGUCGGGCAAUCUCGAGACGCUGCGACAGCGCCAUGCCCAAGAGCUCAAAGACUUGCAGGCCAAGCUUGAGACCGAGAUCAAGUCCAAGGAGAAGGCCGAGGCCCGCUUGGCCAAGAUCCAGGGCAAGAUUGACGAAAAGAAGCGCGAAAAGGAGGCUGCGGCCGCAAGCGGCGGCUCUGCCGCACCUGCCGCCUCUGGCUCGCUCGGCAGCACCAACACGCUGUCGCCCGCUUCAGCUGCCUCGCCCGCCGCCCCGUCGUCACCAUCGUCGUCCUCAUCCAACCACAAUCGCAACGCUUCAACCAGCUCUCUCAACGAGGUUGGCAAGACGGACGAAGAGGCCAAGGCCGACCAGGCUGCCAUUUCACGCAAGGUGGAGGAGUUGACGGCGCUCGUGGCCAAGAACGAGCUGCUCAUUGCCGAUCUCCACACCCAGCUGGAGGGCGAGAAGGAGCGCGCCAAAAAGUCGCACAAGGCCAAGCUGGAGCUGCAAAAGUCCAAGGCCGUGGUCGACCUCGAACUCAAGAGCGUCCAGACGCAGCUCGACGAGCUCACCAAGCAGAAGAUUACCAUUUCCAAGGAGCUGGACGACCUGCGUGUUGCCCUCGAGAACGACCGUGUCGAAAUGGUCAAGAUGCGCGGCGAGACCAAGGACGAAGUUGCACGCAGCGCGCUUCUCUCCAAGCGCGUGGCUGCGCUCGAAGAAGAGCGCGGAUCGAUUGUUGCCGAGAUGGAACAGCUUCGCGUGCACGGCUCUGCAGCCGAAAUCCAAAAGCUGCUCGACGCCAAGCAGCAGCAGGCCGCCGUCAUUGACUCGCUGCAGCAGUACAUUGCCAACGUGGACCGCGGUGGCAACGCCAAGCUCCGCAAGGGCCAGUCGUCGAUGGAGCUGCAAGCGACGCAGUCCGGCUCCAUGACCAAUCUGAACGCCAUCCCCGGCUCGCCCAACGCCAACGACUGGCGCAACAAGAAGGAAGCCAAGCAGCAAGCGCAGGAACUGCGCCAGCUGCAAUACGAGGUCAAGCUCGAGCGUACCGCCAAGAACGAGCUCAAGGAGCAGCUUGCCGAACUCACCGCGCGCGCGCAAGGCUUGGAGGCCGAGCUCGAAGUGGUCCAACAAGAAGCUGUCAAGUGGAAGCAGCAGUACGCCGAUCUCGUGUCGGACAAGGUGGCCAAGCCCACCAAGAGCAACAUGUCUCCGUCCACGUCCGAUGUUGGCAAGAACAAGGACAAGGACUCCAAGCUCAAGUCCAGCUUCAAGGACAAGGUGACGCAUCUCGUUAACAUCAAUCGUGACGCAAAGAACGAACUCAACAAGCGCAGGCCAGACUCGGUCGCUGAAGGCGACCGUCCGAUCAAUCCGCUCAGCUUGAGCAGCAACAACCUCCUGCAUGCCGGCUCCAACAGCUCUGGCCCUUCGUCCCCGGCGCACACCACCCAUAACAUGGACAGCCAUGCGGACGCCGCCCUUCUUGCUGCCGGUCGCAAGAUGUCGACCUCGUCGUCGUCGUCCACCCUCGUGCACUCUGGCGGUGCGUCCACUGCUGCUGCUGCUGCUGCUGCCGGUGGCUCCCCUAUGCUCGACAAGACCAUGCGUCGCCAAUCCAUGGCCUCGGGCUUGUCACCUGCCAAGGAGGUGCACGACCCCACCAAGCGUGUCGGCCACAGCAUUCCCCAUCGCUUCCAGCCGCACUUUAACGUCAAGUCGUGCAAGUGCACCGUGUGCAACAAGAACGUUGGUCUGACGCGCGGCUCUGUCAAGUGCAGCGAUUGUCACGCCAUCUUCCACGCCAAGUGCGGCGAAUCUGCCCCGGCAACGUGCGGCAUUUCCGAAGACGCGCUGCGCCAGAUUGCCGCGGCCACGGCUCUCAUGCAAUCGCGCGAGGCUGCUGCGGCUGCACCGGGCACUCCCGAGCGUCGAACUGGCGGCAGCGGCGGUGGCGCCGCGUCCAAUGCCCCUCCGUCCCCCGGUGACGCGAGCCAUUCCAGCUCUGGAAGCCGCGUUUCUGGCUGGCUCAAGGUUCCCAAGCCGCGCGGUGUGCGUGCCGGCUGGAUUAAAAAGUUUAUCCUCAUCAACGAGGGCGAGAUCAUGGUCUUUGACAAGGAUCCUUCUGGCAAGGAGGCGCCCACGUCCGCCAGCAACUCGGAUUUGAGCGUCGAUCCCUCCGACGACCCGAUCCAGACCAUUGACGCGCGCGUGCCUGGAUUUACCGUCCAAUCGGAGAUUAACGCCAGCGAGCUCAUCCAUGCGGCUGGUAGCGACUUGCCCUUCAUUUUCAAAAUCUCCAACCAAAAGGACUCGUUGCUCAUGCUUGCGCCCUCCAUCGAGCUCAAGGACGAGUGGAUUACCGCGUUCGAGGGUCUGGCCGAGCUCUGGUCGGCGUCCAGCGAAACGCCCAAGGUGGUUGCUCAUCGCGUCCUGUACCAGCCGGUCGACGUUGGAUUCUCGGCACUGUGCGCAACCACGCACGAGGGCCGGAUGCUUGUCGGCACUGAGGACGGAUUAUUCGCCUUUGACGACGUCACCCGCCACGCCGGUGCCAAACCUCCGACGGAAGGCAAGCUGAUUGUGGACAAGCCCACCUUGCUUCAAGUUGAGGUCUUGCCCGAGAUUCGCGCGAUGGUUUUCAUUGCUGACAACUAUUUGCACGUUUUGCCGCUCGAAAUGAUGGACUAUGGAGCAUUGAUGGCCAAGCGUGUGGACCACUCUGCGACCUGCUACAUGUUCGCCUUGGGAAGCCACCAGGGCUCGCACUACCUGUUUGCCGCCAUGCAGAAGGACAUUAUCAUUUACAAGUACAAUGACAGCAAGUCCAUGUUUGAGAAGACCAUCUUUGAAAUGGAUACCAGCACGCCAUGCACAUUCGUCACCUUCCAUGAGGGCCGCUUCCUGUUCGGAACCGACGCCUUCCAAGCCGUCAGCGUUCAAGACCUCAAGACCGUGACGAGCCUGCUGGACGCUACGGACAGCACUCUCGCCUACUUGAUAACUGGUGCCAAGCACGCUGCUGUCACCACUGUUGGUAUCAUUGUGCUGCCCAAGGAGUACCUGCUGUGCUACAACGAUGUUGCGGUGUUUGUCUCGCACAAUGGACGCCGCUCUCGACAAGGGGAGCUCCGGUGGAAUGCGUCGGCCAUGCAAGUUGCCAUGGUCAAGUCUCUGCUCUUUGUGUUCACCUCAAAGGGCACGCAGGUGCGCCGAUUGGCAGAGCAAGGAACGAGCGAGAGCCCCUUGCUCCAGACAAUCGAUCUGGCCGACGGUCGCCUUAUCGGACAUGACAGUCAGCGCAUGCUGCUGAGUGCUGUCGGCGUUGCUUCUUGCGCGGCAUUCGCCUCGCCGAACGCCAGCCCAGCACCACAACGACGUGGCCCUCCGCUUGCCGAGGUCGUGAGCGUCUUCCCCAUCGCUCAAUAGCGUGUUGUGUGUCCAGGGCUGUUCUUGUUGAUUUGCGGUAUUUGGCCCGGCUGUUGAAUCGGGCGGAUCUUUUGAUUGUGUGUAUGUGUGUGUGUGUGUGUGUGUGUGUGUGUGUGUGUG